CGCUCGGCCCGGCACCCGGCAGCCGCACGGAGCAUGGCAGGCCCGGAGGGCAGCGCGGAGGCGGGGGGCGGCUACCUGGUGCAGCGGCCGGUGUACAGCGAGCCGUCCUUCCUGCUCCUCAGCCAGCGCCGCCCGCCACCGCCCGCACCCACCCUGCGGGACAGGGUCGCCAAGACCUGCAGCUGCUCCCGGCGGAAGGCGUCGCGCCUGGUCAGGGCGGCCGUUCCGGCCCUCGACUGGAUCCCGCGGUACCGGGUCCGCGAGUGGCUCCUCAGCGACAUCGUCUCGGGCGUCAGCACGGGCCUCGUGGCCACCCUGCAAGGUUUGGCCUACGCUCUGCUCGUUGCGAUUCCCGUCGGAUUUGGACUCUACUCCGCCUUCUUCCCCAUCUUAACGUACUUCGUCUUCGGAACGUCGCGCCACAUCUCAGUGGGACCUUUUCCGGUGGUCAGCCUGAUGGUGGGGUCGGUGGUGCUGGGCAUGGCCCCCGAUGACCACUUCCUCCUGGCUUCCGGCAACGGGUCCGGGACGAACCACACGGCGCUGGACACCGAGGCUCGAGAUGCCCAGCGGGUGCUGAUCGCCAGCACGCUCACGGUGCUGGUGGGAAUUAUACAGAUGGUCCUCGGAGUGGCUCAGAUCGGGUUUAUCGUGCGUUACCUGGCCGACCCUCUGAUCGGAGGGUUCACCACCGCGGCGGCUUUCCAGGUCUUAGUCUCGCAGCUGAAGAUCGUCCUCAACGUGUCAACCAAAAACUACAACGGGGUCCUCUCCAUCCUCUACACUCUGGCUGAGAUAUUUGCGAAAAUCCACACCACCAACAUCGCGGAUCUCACUGCCGGGCUGCUCACCAUCGUCACCUGCGUGGUCGUCAAAGAGAUAAACGAUCGCUUCAAGCAUAAGAUCCCCGUGCCCAUCCCCGUAGAAGUCAUCGUGACGAUAAUUGCUACGGCCAUCUCGUACGGCGCUGACCUCGAGAAGCGCUACGAUGCCGGCAUUGUGAAGUCCAUUCCGAGGGGGUUUCUGCCCCCUGAGAUUCCGUCCGUGAGCAUGUUUUCGGAGAUGAUCACCGCCUCCUUUUCCAUAGCGGUGGUGGCUUAUGCCAUCGCCGUGUCCGUGGGGAAAGUGUACGCCACCAAAUAUGGAUACUCGAUCGAUGGAAACCAGGAGUUUAUUGCCUUUGGGAUCAGCAACAUCUUCUCGGGAUUCUUCUCCUGCUUUGUGGCUACCACGGCCCUGUCCCGGACUGCCGUCCAGGAGAGCACCGGUGGAAAAACACAGGUCGCGGGCCUCGUCUCCGCCUUGGUGGUUUUGGUGGCCAUCGUGGCUCUAGGAAAACUGCUAGAGCCCUUGCAGAAGUCCGUCCUGGCUGCUGUCGUCAUCGCCAACCUGAAGGGGAUGUUUAUGCAGGUGUGCGAUGUCCCUCGAUUGUGGAGGCAGAAUAAGAUGGACGCGGUGAUCUGGGUGUUCACCUGCCUGGCGUCCAUCGUUCUGGGCCUCGAUCUGGGGCUGCUGGCCGGCCUGCUGUUCGGGCUGCUGACCGUCGUCCUUCGAGUGCAGUUUCCAUCUUGGAACGACCUGGGAAACGUACCUGGAACGGACAUCUACAAAAGCAUCAAGGAUUACAAAAACGUGGCUGAGCCCGAAGGAGUGAAGAUCCUUCAAUUUUCCAGCCCCAUUUUUUAUGGCAACGUGGAUGGGUUUAAAAAAUGUCUCAAGAACACAGUGGGAUUCGAUGCCGUGCGAGUGUAUAAUAAGAGGCUCAAAGCACUGCGGAAGAUUCAGAAACUCAUCAAGAAGGGACAGUUAAGAGCAACCAAGGACGGCAUCAUCAGUGACGCUGGAUUGGCUAAUGAAGGAUUUGAGCCCGAUGAAGAUCCAGAAGAACCUGAAGACCUGGAGGUUCCAACUAAGGAAAUAGAGAUUCAGGUGGAUUGGAACUCGGAGCUUCCCGUCAAAGUGAACGUUCCCAAAGUUCCCAUCCACAGCGUCAUCUUGGAUUUUGGAUCGGUCUCCUUCUUGGAUAUCGUGGCAGUGAGGUCGCUGAGAAUGAUAGUAAAAGAGUUUCAAAGAAUUGAUGUGAGCGUAUAUUUUGCAUCACUUCAAGACAGCGUAAUAAUGAAAUUGGAGCAGUGUGCCUUCUUCGAAGAUAUCGGAAAGGACAUGUGUUUUCUGACGGUCCAUGAUGUCAUGCUGUAUAUUCAGAAUCGUCUUAUGUGCCAAGCAGUUCAAGAUUCCAUCUUUGAAAAGAUUUCCCUGAUGCAAGAACAUAAGGAGCCUCUCGAGUCGAUGGAAGUGGCACAGGCCGAAAAUGAGCUCGACGUUCAAGAUGAGGCUAUGCGCAGACUGGCGUCCUGAAGAGAGGUUAUGGGGAUCUUUACGCCUGAGACUACGUGACAUUAACGUUAUACUGUGCAAUCGUUUUCUACGAGGCUACUUCCUUGGAUCGGUCAUUUCCUUGUCGGACUGUGGAGAUUUGGAGUUGUUUUCCCACUACUGCCUCUGGCCCCUGUCUUUGGAGUCACCACAAUUGGAAGCAGACAGCCCGGCUGGUUAGGACAGGUGGCCCGGCCGGCCGGUAGUAUCAUGCUAACCCCCCGGCCCGAACAGGCCACCGAUUCGAUUUCGAUUGUUGUCGAAAUUUGCCUACACACCGUAGGCAAGUGUCAACUCCUUCCACCCCAGAACGCUAAGAGGCUGGCACGCCAGCUUUUGUGCUCCUGUAAACCGGUAGCCGUUUUGCCUGGAGCCUCGAGGGUCUGUCUCGAAGUGGUGCUGUUUAUUGGCGGUAAGAAAAUAGCCACCGUUUUCUUCCCGAGGCUAUUGGAAGAUCGACCCUUCUCGGGCGAAGCAACCCUGGACUCCCAACCCCAACACGUUCAUCAGCGAAACGGGAAGGCCUUUAAAACCGAUUUUGGUAACAUUUAAAGAUCAGGGUUAGCACUUUGGAGUAAAGCAUUUUUACUGGAGAAGAAAUGGAGUCAGAUUCCAGAGCAGUCGAAGGCAUUCAUUCAUGAACUGGAGAAAGUUCUGCUAAUGUAUUUGGAAAACGUAUUUUUUUAUCGGGGUGGAAGCGCUGGAUGAGUCGCGAGAGUCUUGGCACGUUAUAGCUUAGAGGUUAUGCAGGCAGGCGAUCGUAAGUCCAGUCUACGAGGAUAUAUCUUUUUCAGGCUAGCUGUCUAGUUUGGUUUGGAAGGUGGGUUUAUAUAACAGUCGUUGCUUUGAGGUAUGAAUAGACUAGGCCACGUUCGAAACCUCAGCGUGAAAAUGAUUAUGCUUGCAUUUUAAAAAUUUGAUCUUAAAUGAAAAGUCAUGAUUUUUAUAUUCAUAGGUGUUGCACGGUUAUGAGACGCGAUUUUUACAAACCCUCAAAAUCAGGGCUUCUGCUCACUGAAUUGAAAACGUAGAGCUUUUUGAUUGCUGGACAUUAGCUGCCUAGAAAAUUGACUGAUGAUUAAGGACUAUCUAUUCAAAAUAUUUGUCAGUACUUGCCACACUUGAAAUCUUUUUCAGCGUGUAGCUCUACCCAACAUGGGCAUUUGUGGAAACAGUCGAGAUUUUCAGAUAAGCCAUUUAAUCAUUAUUCUUUUCUUACGUGUUUUCCAAGGGCUAGUCAAAUUCUAGUUCUGGAAAGAAUUGCUUGUGUUCACUUCAAAUUAACUUCAUCCGCUUGGAGACAUCAUAAAAUCUGGGGGGAUUGUGUCUUGCCCCAAAUCCUGGAUGGAGGAAACUGCGUUAACUAGGAUUGUGACGUAAACAUUCCUUCGGUUCAGAGGUCACACUGGGAAUAUUGGGCUUAUGUUCCUUUUCAAUUUUGGGUGCAGUCAAACUCGAAUAUUCAUGUUACCUGGCUUUCUUCAGUAGCACACGCCAACCGAUUUACUACGGAUACAUCAAAGAGUCUUUUAUGGUAGCCUGGAAGAAAAUUGGUCAAAUACCUCUGUUCAAUAGGGGAAGAUACGCACUAUUUUUUUAUACGAAAGAAGAGGCCAGAAUCAUGUAUUUUUAUGAUCAAUUAGGGUUGCAAAAUCUUUGAUCCUAUCAUGAACAGUCCAGAGUGUAGUUUAAUGGGGCUUUUUUUCCAAGGGAGUUCUAGAAAAACCAUUUCCCUUCUGCCAGUAGGAAAUAUCCUAACAUUACCUACACUGUAGGUUUCACCUGAGAGUAUCAGAUGUAUUUUGUGUCCGCUGAGUCCUUUUAGAUAACGUUUUUGUAUUUAAAAGCAAUGAACAAGAAAAUCAAAAUUUAUAUAUGCUGAGAAAUAUUUGCACAUUUUUCAAAAUGUAAAGUUGUCUUUUAAAUUACUCUCGUGUUCUUUCUGUGAAAAGUAAUUAAACACACUUAGUGUGGAAAA
Molecule: messenger RNA, 4354 nt
Organism: Ornithorhynchus anatinus (platypus)
Lineage: Eukaryota; Metazoa; Chordata; Mammalia; Monotremata; Ornithorhynchidae
Gene: SLC26A4
Product: solute carrier family 26 member 4
Exons: 21
Coding region: 34-2358 (774 amino acids)
Biological process (GO): transmembrane transport
Cellular component (GO): membrane
Molecular function (GO): secondary active sulfate transmembrane transporter activity; bicarbonate transmembrane transporter activity; oxalate transmembrane transporter activity
Source: RefSeq, a predicted model, not a curated record